UUUUACCGCCCUCGGAGUGGCGACUAAUGGGGCCGUCGUGGUGUCACGUAUCGUGCCGCGCAUGAAGCUGACGUUGUGUUACUGCGCAGCAGUAGUCGAACGUUCGCGGAGGCAUCGCACAUGGCUGGCGGCGUCUUUAUUAUGUGCGUACAGUUCAGCCUCGUGCUAUCGAGUCCAUAGGAAACGUUGCUCCCGACAGCACACGCGCUGCAUACAUUCGAUCUGUUCUCGGUCUCGAAACACCCUCGAACAACUAGAUCUCCGCGAACCUUUUCCCAGACACGCGUCAGAACGAUCGCUGGCUUGCUUUAUCUAUAUCAGUCGACAUCGCAUGGAAGACUUGGGCAAGAGAGCAUGGGGCACUUCUCAUCCAUGCGCAGCCCUUGCCCCUUCUCGGCCCUCGUUGCCAUACACUGCACGAGCUCGCACGCCCACGCGUGUCGCGCUUCGGCGAUUACUCGCGCGUAUCCAGUGCUUAUCUUUGCACCGAAGUCUGCACAGGACUGACGGAAUCUUCUCCAUAUGCAGCUGUUCGCCAGCAGCCGGCUGCGGUUAUAGCAUGUCUGCUCGUCCCCGCAUAUCAGAAGAAGAAGAAGCUGGUGGGCGACGUAUUUAAGGCCCCAACGGCUGUGAAUCUGCGUCUACCCCCCCCCCCUUUUUCCUUCUCUCGCGUACUUGAGGUCCCAUACGACUGAGAGACGGACUUGAAGAACA
This is a messenger RNA of Laetiporus sulphureus 93-53, 714 nucleotides long. RefSeq lists its product as uncharacterized. NCBI's taxonomy places the organism in Eukaryota, Fungi, Basidiomycota, Agaricomycetes, Polyporales, Laetiporaceae. The coding region runs from base 62 to 616 and encodes 184 amino acids. The record is from RefSeq and is a predicted model, not a curated record. The transcript has a single exon.